GCAUCACACCAAAGCCUGUCUUCAUCCAAGCAGCUUCCUAUAAAUGCAGCGAGCGACAGGCUGAGAUCACACAGCGAGUGCUGAUCCCGGAUUGCAACACCGCAGGCUGUAAAGCGAGUAGAGCAGCCAAGCGGGUAGAAAUACUCAAGAUCACGCAAAGGAAAUUAAAAACACAAAUGAAAUAAGAAAAACGAAUCGCACCUCAUGCACGGAAUCUCAUUACUUUUCCUUGUUUUUAAUCAUUGUGUGACUGUCUUGAAAGAAAGACGCUGAAUUGACAGUGAGCGACACAGCACCUGUCUCGUGUUUUGUGUACAACGCAGUAAAUACGUUUCUACAUUUUAAAAAGACACUGCGCGUUUUUUUUGUACCGCAGAUAUAUUGUUUUGUAAAUUCACUUUUGUCAUCCGCUGCUUUUUAAAAUCUAUUUUUGGAACCACUUCGUGUUCUUAUUAUUAAUUUUAAUUAAGGUUUUUUUUUUUUAAUUUCGACGGGAAUACAGUUUUGUGUCGUUGUUUUGGAAUGUGAUUUUUACGCUGAAGAUGUACCGGGUCCGCUUCGUCGCAUGCUGCGCGUUUGCCCUUGCCUUGCUGGAGAGCGCUGUGACAGACUGCGCGCCUCAAACAUUACCGAUACAAAAUGAAUUACAGGGCAAACGGCACACAGGAGAGCCGUCGCCUCUAAAACGCAACCAAAAACUUACUGAAAUUAAAUUAUCAGACCCCGCUGCUCCUCAUACUAACCCUAACACGGGGAAGCACAAAAGCCUUGUAUUGAAUUUUGACAGGGAUUCUGGACUGCCGCUGGACGACGCAGAUACUGGACUGAAGGGACAGCCGUGGCCAGAGCAGCAUGAGUGGACACAGCCCUUUGUGAUCGUACGUGGCCAGAGGUCCAGUUUGAAUGACUUUUUAAAGAAUGGACACCCUCAGAGACUGCGUUGUGGACUGGAGGCUGAAGGGAAGCAGCUCAUUCUAGACUUGGAGAAAAAUGAGAAUCUGCUCCCCAGCGCCCCCUUUGUCUUCUAUUACCUCCCUGACGGCACGCUGGUAACUGAGGACAGUCAGCAAGCGACUCACUGUUACUAUCAUGGCACUGUGCAAGGCUUCUCUGAAUCCCGUGUGGCUGUCAGCACCUGCGAUGGAAUGAGAGGUGUGGUCGUGCUGAGCGCUAACCAGAGCUACGUGGUGGAGCCGAUGGAAGACAAGGAAGGAGAAGGGACCCACAUCAUCUACAGAACCCAGGAAGAGGUGUCCUUCAGCGGCGCGUGUGCAGUCACUCACCCCCCCAGCACGGUGCCUCCUAACCCAGCGCCAGAGCAGAAGACUCACCGGUGGAAAAGAGACAUCCUGACAGAAGUCAAAUACAUUGAACUGGUGCUUGUGGUCGACAACAAGGAGUUUAAAAGCUAUCAGAUGAACAGGAAGACCAUCACAAGCAGAAUGCUGGACCUGGCCAAUCAAGUGGACUGGUUCUAUCGCCCGCUCAAUGUGCGAGUGGCCCUGGUGGGCAUCGAGAUCUGGAGCGACAGAGACCACAUCCUCAUCGACAGCAACCCAACUGACACACUGAACCGCUUCCUGGACUGGAGGAGUCGAGAGCUUUUACCACACAUACACCAUGACAACGCCCAGCUCAUCAUGGGCGGCUCUUUCGAUGGCACUACAGUCGGGAUGGCAUCUCAGUCUUCAAUGUGCUCUGUGGACCGGUCUGGGGGGAUCAAUGUGGACCACUUAGUGAGUAUCCUGGGCGUGGCCUCCACGGUCGCCCAUGAACUCGGGCACAACCUGGGCAUGAGCCACGACACUGUGGACCGGCACUGCCAGUGCAGGAAGGAGAAGCGGCUGGGAGGCUGCAUCAUGGAGCCAUCCACCGGGUUCAUGCCGGGCCAGUUGUUCUCGAGCUGCAGUGCGCAGGACCUGUCUGUCAGUCUGCUCCAGGGGGGCGGGAUGUGCUUGUUCAACGUGCCCAAGCCGGACCGCCUGCUGGGGGAGCCGCGCUGCGGGAAUCUCUACGUGGAGAAGGGGGAGCAGUGCGACUGCGGGCUGGCUGAUGAGUGUAAAGACCCCUGCUGCAACGCCACCACCUGCAAACUGGUUCCAGGGGCCCAGUGUUCCUCUGACGGGAUCUGCUGUGAGAACUGCAAGCUCCGCCCUACUGGUGCAGUGUGCAGGGACCCCCUGGGUGAAUGUGAUUUGCCGGAGUACUGUAAUGGCCACUCCCCCUUCUGCCCGCCUAACGUCUUCAUUCAGAAUGGUCACUCCUGCAGACAGGGGGCAGCAUACUGCUACAGAGGGGUCUGCAUGAGCUACGAUGUGCAGUGCCAGGUGCUCUGGGGGGCCAACUCCACCCAGGCCCCAGCAGUGUGUUUCACCACUGUGAAUAAGCAGGGAAACAAGUAUGGGAACUGCGGCCAGCUUCCAAACGGCACUUACAUCCCCUGCACUAAAGAAGAUGCUCACUGUGGUAAGAUCCAGUGCCAGGGAGGGAGAGAUCGCCCCCUGCUGGGCUCCAAUGCUGAGAUCCUCGCCACCACCGUCACCUACAACAGGUCAAAGUUCACCUGCAGAGGCACCUACUUCAACCUGGGCGAUGAUGUCACCGACCCUGCCAUGGUCAUGCCAGGCACCGCGUGUGGAGUGGGCAAGGCCUGCAUGGGCGGGAGGUGUCAGGACGUGUCUGUGUUUGGAGUGUCCGAAUGCCUGAAGAAGUGCAGUGGGAACGGGGUUUGUAACAGCAAUAAGAACUGCCACUGUGAUGCAGGCUGGGCCCCUCCGGACUGUGGAGCCACGGGGACGGGAGGCAGCGUGGACAGCGGCCCUGCCCAGGAGAGCAGCGACUUUAACCCAGUGCGGGUCGCUCUGCUUGUCAUUUUCCUCUUUGUCCUGCCGGUGGCGCUCUUGUGCCUGGGGCUGCUCUUUCACAGGCUAAAAGGAUUUCCGAGCUGCCUGGGGAGCAACGCCUUCAACAAGUGGAGUACCCGUCAGCGCAGCAGUGCAGCGAGCAAGAUGCGUGUCCAGUUUGUGGGCGUGGCCACAGAGGAUGUGGCGGAAGAGAAUGGGAGGCGGACCCCUAACGCAGAGCUCAGCAGCAGUCACAAUGGAGAACAAGUGCAGCCACUCCGAUACCAGUGGAUGCAGAACGCAGACAUCCCCCUUGCACCCCCAGCUAACAAGGUGCUUGGAAGGCCUCCCGCUCCUUCUAAGCCACUACCACCUGACCCUGUGUUGAACCACAUCAAGCACACCGCUUCAGACAGACCUGCCCCUCCAUCCAAGCCACUGCCGCCUGACCCCGUACCCAGAGGCAGCCAGCCUAGUGCUCCAGCCAAGCCACCGCCGCCACGGAAAGCACUUCCUUCUGACCCCCCUGUGCGCUCUCUAUCCGGGGCCCCACUGCAAAAAGGAGCCAAUGCAACUUCAGUUCCUAUCUACAGACCACCCAUUGCUUUUGUGCCUGCAAGACGGGCUCCCUCACCACCAGUCUGGAGCUCGCAACCCCCCACCAGCACAGCUCCGGCCGCUCCCCAAGUAUAACCAGUACAGACCAGUGACUGACUGGGCUGACCUGAAUUGGACUCAAACACACACAGGAGCCCGCAGUACUGGAAUGGACACAGCUGACCUCAAAAACUGUACUUGAUCCAUUUCCUGAAAUGCUGAAGAUCUCAAAUCACCUUUUAAAGGAGUUCUAACCAAGAUUGAAAAAUCCAGUUUCUUCACAAACAUGACCACAGUCCCCUGUCUUUUGUUUUAAUAACUGUCGGUUCUUUGCUUGUUUUUUAAUGUUUAAUUCAAGAUAUGCAGAUAUUUCAAUGAAAAAAAAAAAUGGUUUCCUCCUCGUACCCCAUUUCCUGUGCUCUAGGUCAGUUUCCAUGCAAGACAGACCUUGUGACCUACAGCACAGGGCGUGUCUCGCUACCAGGAUGUAUCUGUGUUUUAUGUAUGUAUGUUUAUAGACGGUGUCUGGCCAUUUUUUUUGGACCUGUACCUAAUAUUGGUUUGGAGCCACUGAUCACAACCUUGACAUGGCAUAGACUCCACAAGGUGCUGGAAGGUGUCUCGAAGGAUCCAGUCAGGCAUUAAUAUUUCAGUUGGUGCAGAGUGAUGAAAAACGUUCAAGUUCAUCCCAAAUGUGCUCAAUCGGAUCAUUUGUUGUUGAUUCACUCUGAUGACUCUUGGAGCAUGCAUCUUUCCAAUGAGAUCUUUCCCUAUUUCCGGUAGACUGUUUGCAAUUGUGCUGCACCGGCAGCUUUAUAGCGUUGCUGAGGUCACAUGAUCAACCUAAUCUCAAAUCCAAUCAGGUAGACAGAUCCAAAUAAAGUGGCCAUGCAGCGUGUGUGUGUGCGUGUGUAAUAUCUGUUUACUGCUGAAAGUAUCAAGCAAAGCCCUGUAAGAUUUCCAUCACAUUGACAUUGAUAAGGUUGCAUGUGCUAAUAAGAAACUAGUAUGCCAUGUUCAUACUCCUUUAAGAUAUAAAGUAGCAAGUCAUUCUUCCCUUGCUUUAAGCACUAUACCACACUGCACUCACACCUUUAACCUUUCCACUGCCAGGCAUGUAGAAUCUUUGUGUUCCUGCUGUAAAAACGGCACUUUCACAUCAGUGUAUUAACAUCUUUGUUAAAGAUCUGGCCUUUGCAAAAUAUGUCUAGCAACUAGAACUGAAGAGCAGCUCCUGAACUCACACCAAAGCACCACAGCACAAGCUUAUCAAAAAAAGCAUUUCAGUAAUUGCAAUCAGAAGCACAGACUGAUUGUAAACAUCAGAAAAAGGCAAGGGGUCAGAAAAAAAAAUAAAACUUUGAAAAUUGUAAGUUGAAGCAGCUGUGUGAAAAUGAAAACUGUCGACCUUUAAAAGGCUUCAGAGCUUCAAUCAGUCCACUAUCAAAACUCUUAGAAGUGAAGCUGCUGAAAGCAAAUAAACAAAGAUUUCUCUUAAGGGGUUCCAGCUAAUAAAAUAAUUCCAUACCCUGUUCUGCUCUUCUAUUCACCAUAUAAGAAGGGCUUCUGAUUUCCUGUUUUAACCGAUAAAAAAACACUUAUACAAAAAAAAAUCACUUGUAUCCGAUAAACACCGGAAAUGUUUACUCAAUUCACGUUGACUUGACCCCUUUCCCCGUCAAAAAACUGUUUUCAUACAGUAUAUAAAAAUCAAAAGCCCAGACAAAAAACUAUUUAUUAACUCAAAAAUAGCUAAGAAUAAGCACAGAAAAUGAAAUUAAUAAAAACAGAAAAACAGAAGCCUUACAUAUGUCUUAAAUGUGCAGUUUUUAAAGAAAUACAUGUUACAGCAAAUUCAUUUGGUCGUUUCCAUGCCUUAUUUUCAGAUAGUUACUUUUUCACAUCCUGUGUCACCUCAGCAGUUUCUGGCUCAGGGUUACUGGCUGUAAUGCCUGUCAGUCAUGAGGGGAAGCAGCUGAUUGGCUAAUGACAAGACAAUGGCAAACAUUUCACACUCACAGUGAUCUAGAAAGAGUAAGACUUUCUUUAACUGAAAAUACGUGAUUGUUACAAAGUGUUUUUUUUUUUUUUUUUUUUUUUUAAAACUGACAACAGGCCUAAAUAGCCAUUCGAAGUGUAAAACAGUUAUUUUGUGCAGGGUUAUUGUAGUAUCAGCUAGAAAGCCUUUGAUGUUGCCUUUAAAAAGACAACGAAACACACUUAAAACUUUAUUUCACUAUGAUCGUAAUCGCUUGUAAUGUUGAGACCGAGUGGAUGUUGUACAUUUUACUGACUGUAUUGUAACAGUUUAUAAAAUAAAGCCAGGGCAAUGACCUCA
Acipenser ruthenus (sterlet) is the source of this 5778-nucleotide messenger RNA. RefSeq names its product disintegrin and metalloproteinase domain-containing protein 15. Gene Ontology annotation, molecular function: integrin binding; metalloendopeptidase activity. The transcript is spliced from 25 exons. Gene Ontology annotation, biological process: innate immune response; integrin-mediated signaling pathway; proteolysis. NCBI's taxonomy places the organism in Eukaryota, Metazoa, Chordata, Actinopteri, Acipenseriformes, Acipenseridae. The coding region runs from base 543 to 3536 and encodes 997 amino acids. The record is from RefSeq and is a predicted model, not a curated record.